Ruditapes philippinarum (Manila clam) is the source of this 1395-nucleotide messenger RNA. Its product is annotated as macoilin-like. NCBI's taxonomy places the organism in Eukaryota, Metazoa, Mollusca, Bivalvia, Venerida, Veneridae. Bases 256 to 786 code for a protein of 176 amino acids. The record is from RefSeq and is a predicted model, not a curated record. The transcript is spliced from 3 exons.
UAUUUUUAAAAUGAAAAAAGAACGAAAUAGAUGUGUUUAACUUGCUCAUUGGCAUUUAGUAUAUGUAUAUGGAAAAUACCGCCGACUUUAAACUACUUUAAGCGUUUAAGCGCAACAAAAUCAACAUUUAAGUAACGUUUAUCACUUUGAUAACAUCUACUUUUUUAACACUCCUCAUUUUAAUUCUUCUUGUUUUAUUUGUAUUUCUUUUAAACAGAUAGAAUAAGGCAGGAUCUUUAAUUUUAGCACAGGAACAUGGCGCAUGGAGCCGCCAGAAGUGGGUAUGGAGCUAGCGGAAGUGACGACUGUACGGAAGACGAUACAACUCGCACAGCAAAAGCGGUGUACGAAAUGCUGCUGCCAGCUCUUGAAAAUCUAAACAAAAGGUUUGACGUUCUGACCUAUGAUAGGGACACAUUAAUGCAGGAAAUAGAAGAAAAGAAGACAGAGAUUGAAAGUAAAGAAAUUGAACUUCGACAGGUUAGAGAACAAAUAAGGAUUAUUGCGGCUGACAAUUUGGCGACUAAGAGAGAAAAAGAAUCGAAGAUAAAAGAAUUGGAAAGUGAACUGCAGAAAUUGCGGGUAGAGUUGGAUAAAUCUCAAAAGAACCUGCAACGCAAGGAAGAUGAACUUACAGCUGAAAGAAGGAAAGGAGAAAAGAAAGAUAAAAAGGAUGAUCUUGCAACUGAUCUCACAAAUAAGAUAAACGAAGCAAAAGAAGAAGCGCUAGAUAAGAGGCGCCAAACUAAAACAUAUAAAGAAGAAUUGCAGAAGUUAAAGAGAUGAUUGUGUAUUAGUGAAUGGCAAUUAUGCCUUGAACAUAAAAUUGAGAUACUCGACCAUUUUUACUUAUACAUCAUGUGCAACACAAUAUCGUUGACAAAAAUGAUUGUAUUUAAAGGUGUUUUUUUUUAUUAUCAUCAUUAUUUCUGUUGACUUUAUAUUGAAAAGCUGGUUGGAAAUUAUAUAAAAUUGUUGUGUUAUAUGCAGAAAAAAGUAAUAUGAUUAAACACGGUGCUACCUAUCUCGUUAAAGAUAACAUUAAAGACCUCGAAAAGCAGUUGGAAACGGCAACAGCGGACAAAAAAGCUGCACACAAAGAACUUGACGAAGCAAAGGUGGCGUAUCAACGAAAGAAAUGUGAAAAGUAUAUUAAGGAAUUCAAGAUAAAGAACCGGAAAUAAUGGUUUAUAUUCUCGUAACGAUAGUGAAUAACAGUUUUGCUUCAUUAUUUGUUGUCAAGAUAUUUGAAUGGUUUUAUAUACAGUGUAUAUAUUCUUAUUAUUGUGUAUAGAUCUUUUAAGACCAUGGUAUAUUUAGUCAUAUUGUAUAAACAAACAAUAAAUAUCUUAACUUUCAAAUACUGCUAUAAAAGUAUUAUAUUUUAUCUCAAGA